This is a messenger RNA of Vollenhovia emeryi, 765 nucleotides long. Its product is annotated as small subunit processome component 20 homolog. The transcript is spliced from 2 exons. The record is from RefSeq and is a predicted model, not a curated record. Bases 324 to 656 code for a protein of 110 amino acids. Gene Ontology annotation, cellular component: nucleolus; 90S preribosome; small-subunit processome. NCBI's taxonomy places the organism in Eukaryota, Metazoa, Arthropoda, Insecta, Hymenoptera, Formicidae.
AAUCCAGCAGGAAAAAUAGCAUCGUCUGCAGCGGGCUUUAGCGUGAAGUUACCUCCCAGAGGUAAGUUCCCAGAGGUGGAUUAUAGCAUACCAACUUUUCGACACUAAAUAUUUUAUUUUUCACAGUUGGUAGCCCUGGGAAACUGUAACCACAAAAGAGACGGAGAGCGCAUGCGCACGACGCUUCCAUGUAAUAGCACCUUUAUGUUCGCACGUGGAUACCGCGUCCCGCCUGAGCUUAGCUCCUUUGGAAUAUUUUUAAUUUAAACGAAGUGAAUAUGUUGUUUGGGCUCGAUUAACGUACGUCGAGGUAAUUUAUCAACAUGAAGAACAAGCCGAUCCGCCACAAGGAGACUAACGUCUUCCGGUUCAAACCGUUCUCCGAGAGAGUGACGGAGAUCGACGUCGACAUCUUCCACCGUCUGGCACAUCGGAACGAGAACGUCGCUGAGGACGACGUCGUAACCCACUUUCACGAGACGCUGAAGAAAUGGAACGUUCUCAACCUGACGGAAGGUUACACCGCCUUCAAGAGACAAGUGCGGGACAUCGUCACGUUGCCCCAAUUGCUGCACAAGAAGCAGCACGUCAUCGACACGCUUAUGCUGUAUCUGAGGAAACGGGAUCCCUUGUUCCUGCAGCCGAUCCUGGAGUAAGCAUGCACCACGUGGCGUAUAGAGAAAUAUGUGUCCGAGAAGUCAAACUAACAUUUAGCAAAUUUUGAGGGGUAAACCACUCUCGGCAUUGUGGUGUACAGAUUUCGGG